UGGGAAAGAAAUGGUAUUUCCCUAACUCUUUAGUGAAUACGGGGGAUAGAGAGAUUUGUUCUUCCUCUUAGAUCGGAGGAGCGAAUCAUCCUUUGUAGUAUUGACUAAGCUGACUCUUUCGGGGACACCUCAUCUGCCACACAUUGAGGUAGUUGAUUUUUGAUAGAUUUAGAAUCAGGUCAAGUGAGACGUACUGGACCGGAUCGCCCAUGAUCCGUCGUAUUGUGCCCGCCUGUUUCGUCCUAUGGCCCUUUCAUGAUGCGUUUGGGCUAAUUGAAUCACGAAUUGUUCUCCUCCAAGACCAAUAAAAAUUAUCCGAGUCCAAUCAUAAAUUUUGUUGUUUGACCCUUGGCCAAAACCAAAAAUUAUAUAUAAAUAUACAAAUAUAGUCACGAAAAAUAUUUAUACCGUCUAAUAAUACUCCUUUCUAGUUGAGAUCGAGCCAAUACAAACCAAAUGGCUUCUCAUCAUAUCCAAUAUUUCAUUGUUAUUCUCAUGUCCACAUUUCUCACAAUUCAUUCCUUCGAAGAACUAACUCCUGAUUUUUACAAUGAUGUUUGUCCUCAGGCAUUGCCAAUCAUUCACUCAAUUGUUCUCCAAAAACUUAACAUGAAACCACGCAUGGGAGCACAUUUACUACGCUUGCAUUUCCAUGACUGUUUUGUCAAUGGUUGUGAUGGAUCGGUUCUGCUAGAUGACACUCCUAACUUCAUAGGUGAAAAGAAUGCAAUCUCAAAUAUUGAUUCCCUUAAAGGCUUCAUGUUGGUUGAUAUAAUGAAAGCAGCUGUUGACAAAGCUUGCAAACGUUCUGUCGUAUCAUGUGCAGAUAUAUUAGCCAUUGCUGCUCGUGAUUCCGUCUCCAUCUUGGGAGGACCAAGCUAUUGGUACGAAGUUCCACUAGGAAGAAGAGACGCAAGAAAUGCUAUAAAAAAAGAUGCAGAUUUUUAUCUUCCUUCACAGCUUUUCAAUUUCUCUCAACUUGUUUCUAACUUUGAGUUUCAAGGCCUAAACAUUAAAGAUCUCGUAGCACUUUCCGGUGCUCACACGAUUGGAAUGGCUAAAUGUUCUAGUUUUAAGGAAAGGAUUUACAAUGACACGAAUAUAGAUCCCGAUUUCGCAAUCUCCAUGCAAGAAAAUUGUCCUAUAAAAGGCUGUGAUGAUCAUUUUGAAGCAUUUGAUCAUGUCACUCCUAAUAAGUUUGACAAUUCAUAUUACAAAAAUUUGAUUAAUAAAAAAGGUUUACUACAUUCUGAUCAAGAGCUUUUUAAAGGUGAUGAUGGUAGUGAAAGUGAUAGAUUGGUGAGACGUUAUAGUAGAAAUCCUCAUGCUUUUGCUAGAGAUUUUAAAGCUUCCAUGAUUAAGAUGGGUAAUAUAAAGCCUCUUACUGGAAUCUUUGGAGAGAUUAGAAGAGAUUGUAACAAAGUUAACUCAUAUUUACAUGGUUUAAAUGAGUGAUUAAGGUUUAUGUAUUAAUGAUGUGUUCUUGCUAAAAAUCUAGACAAGUUUGAUAAGAAA
Molecule: messenger RNA, 1515 nt
Organism: Lathyrus oleraceus (garden pea)
Lineage: Eukaryota; Viridiplantae; Streptophyta; Magnoliopsida; Fabales; Fabaceae
Product: peroxidase P7
Exons: 3
Coding region: 457-1455 (332 amino acids)
Biological process (GO): hydrogen peroxide catabolic process; response to oxidative stress
Molecular function (GO): peroxidase activity; heme binding
Source: RefSeq, a predicted model, not a curated record